This is a messenger RNA of Phacochoerus africanus (Common warthog), 2205 nucleotides long. It is a transcript of the gene ADAM2, whose product is annotated as ADAM metallopeptidase domain 2. The record is from RefSeq and is a predicted model, not a curated record. Gene Ontology annotation, molecular function: metalloendopeptidase activity. Gene Ontology annotation, cellular component: plasma membrane. NCBI's taxonomy places the organism in Eukaryota, Metazoa, Chordata, Mammalia, Artiodactyla, Suidae. Gene Ontology annotation, biological process: binding of sperm to zona pellucida; proteolysis; cell adhesion.
AUGCUGUGCCUUCUGUUUCUGCUCAUAGGCUUCCUCGGGCUUCAGGCAGACGACAGUUCUGAAAGACUUCGUGUGCAAAUUACAGUUCCGGAGAAAAUACGGUCAAUAUCAAGUGAAGGAGUUGAAUCACAUGUAUCCUACAACAUUAUAAUUGAAGGAAAAACAUACACUGUGAACCUAGUGCAAAAAUCAUUUUUACCUCAUAAUUUUAGAGUUUAUGGUUAUAAUGGCACAGGAAGUAUGAAACCUCUUGAACAACAGUUUCAGAACUUUUGCUACUACCAAGGGUCCAUUGAAGGUUAUCCAAAUUCAAUGGUGAUCGUUAGCACAUGUACUGGACUCAGGGGCUUACUACAGUUUGAAAAUGUAAGCUAUGGAAUUGAGCCCUUGGAGCCUUCAGUUGGUUUUGAACAUGUGAUUUAUCAAGUUAAACAUAGGAGUGCAGGUUCUUCUUUAUAUGCUGAGAAAGACACCGAGUCAAGAGAAAUGCACUAUAAAAUACAAAGUAUAGAGCCACUUACAGGCUUCAUCCGGUAUAUAGAAAUACAUAUUGUAGUCGAAAAAAAUUUGUAUAAUCAUAUGGGUUCUGAUACAGCUGUUGUCACUCAAAAAAUCUUCCAGUUGAUUGGAUUGACCAAUGCUAUUUUUACUUCAUUUAAUAUCACAAUAAUCCUAUCUUCAUUAGAACUUUGGACAGAUGAAAAUAAAAUUACAGUAACUGGAGAUGCUAAUGAAUUAUUACACAGAUUUAAAUGGAAACGAUCUUAUCUUGUUUUGCGUCCACAUGAUGUGGCAUAUUUACUUGUUUACAGAGAAAAACCAAAUUUUGUUGGUGCAACCUUUCAAGGAAAGAUAUGUGAUAAGCAAUAUGGAGGAGGUAUUGUUCUGCAUCCCAGAACCAUAACUCUGGAAUCACUUGCAGUUACUAUGGCUCAGUUACUAAGCCUUAGUAUGGGAAUAGCUUAUGAUGACAUUAACAAAUGCCAUUGCCCAGGAAAUGUCUGCAUAAUGAAUCCAGAAGCAAUUCAUUCCAGUGGUGUGAAGUUCUUUAGUAACUGCAGCAUGGAAGAUUUUGCACAUUUCACUGCCAAGUCCAAGUCCCAGUGUCUGCAAAACCAGCCACGUGUAGAUCCAUCAUACAAAAGUGCAAUUUGUGGUAAUGGAGAAGUCGAAGAAGGAGAGGAAUGUGACUGUGGGACCCCGGAGAAUUGUGCUGCUCAACCAAACGCAUGCUGUAACCAGGCCACCUGUACACUCUCAGCUGGCUCUGCCUGUGCCACUGGGCCGUGCUGUGAUUCCUGUUCUUUUAUGGCAAAAGGACACACAUGUAGGCUUACCUUGGAUGAAUGCGAUCUCCUUGAAUAUUGCAAUGGUUCUUCUGCAGCAUGUCAAGAAGACCUUUAUGUCCAGGAUGGGCAUCCAUGUUCAGAUAAUCAAUGGCUCUGUGUGCAAGGAAAAUGCAUAAGUGGGAUGAGACAAUGUUCUGAAACAUUUGGCGACGGUGCAGAUUAUGGUACUGAAGACUGUUUUACACAUCUUAAUUCUAAGACCGAUGAGUCCGGGGCCUGUGGUUUAACUGCUUCAGGAUACACACAGUGUCAUCCUAAUGAUCUGCGAUGUGGAAAAAUAAUAUGUACAUAUGAAAGAACAACUAUACUUACUAUUCCGAAUGCCACUAUUACUUAUAGCAACAUAAAUGGAAAAAUCUGUGUUACAGUGGAUUAUCCAUAUAAUGAUAGAAACAGUGAAAAGAUGUGGGUAAAAGAUGGAACUGUUUGUGGUGAAAAUAAGGUGUGCAGGAGUAAGAGAUGUAUAGAUUCUUCAUAUUUAAAUUAUGACUGUACUGCGGAAAAAUGCCACAAUCAAGGUGUAUGUAAUAAUAAACGGAACUGUCACUGUAACCCUACAUAUUUACCUCCAAAUUGUGAAGUUUCGGUAGAGUCAUGGCCUGGUGGGAGUGUUGACAGUGGCAACUUUCCACCAGCAGCAGGUCCCUUACCUGGCGUACCUGAUAGGCGCUAUAUUGAGAAUAUUUACCAUUCCAGACCCAUGAAAUGGCCAUUUUUCUUACUCAUUCCUUUUUUCAUUAUUCUCUGUGUACUGAUUGCUACACUGGUAAAAAUUUAUUUCCAAAGGAAAAAAGGGAGAACCGAGGAUGAUACAAGCGAUGAGCAACUGGAAAGUGAGAGUGAGACCAAAGAAUAA